This is a messenger RNA of Argentina anserina (silverweed cinquefoil), 1434 nucleotides long. Its product is annotated as OVARIAN TUMOR DOMAIN-containing deubiquitinating enzyme 1. Gene Ontology annotation, molecular function: cysteine-type deubiquitinase activity; ubiquitin binding. Lineage: Eukaryota; Viridiplantae; Streptophyta; Magnoliopsida; Rosales; Rosaceae. The record is from RefSeq and is a predicted model, not a curated record. The coding region runs from base 127 to 1047 and encodes 306 amino acids. Gene Ontology annotation, biological process: protein K48-linked deubiquitination. The transcript is spliced from 10 exons. Gene Ontology annotation, cellular component: nucleus.
CUGACAUUCACUCCGCACACACUGCACAGAACUUCUCCAAGUCUUCAUCGCAAUUAAACCCAGGAGAGCCAAAGACCGCCACCCCAGUCUUCAUUUCGAUCCCCACACUCAUACCCACACCAGGCAAUGCAGAAUCAGGAAGAGGUUCCAGUGCAGGUUGAUGGUGAAGUGGAGUAUGGGCCGGCUCCUUCGGUUGCAACACCUGAGUUUGAUGAGUGGGCAAGCUAUGGGGACCAAGACAUCAUGCAGCAGCAGUCUGCCAUUCGUGCCGAGGAGGCCGAGAAGAUUCCCUUCCUUGGGGACAAGGAGCCACUUUCGUCUCUGGCAGCUGAGUAUCAGUUGGGCAGCGCUAUAUUGUUGGAGAAGAUAAAGGUUCUUGGUGAACAAUAUGCUGCAAUUAGGCGAACCCGGGGAGAUGGGAACUGCUUCUUCCGGAGCUUUAUGUUUUCAUACCUGGAGCAUAUUUUGGAAUCACAAGAUGUAAGUGAAGUUGAUCGUAUUAAGGCUAAUGUUGAGCAAUGUCGAAAAACACUUCAGAGCUUGGGUUACAUCGACUUGACUUUUGAGGACUUCUUUUCGUUAUUCCUGGAGCAGCUGGAUAGUGUUCUUCAAGGAAGUGAAGAAUCCAUAAGUCAUGAUGAACUUAUACGUAGGAGCCGUGAUCAGUCAGUAUCCAACCAUGUUGUGAUGUUUUUCAGAUUUGUUACCACUGGUGAAAUACGGAAGCGCUCAGAGUUUUUCGAACCUUUUAUAUUGGGAUUAAGCAAUGCAACUGUAGAGCAGUUUUGCAGAUCAUCAGUGGAACCAAUGGGUGAAGAAAGUGACCAUGUGCACAUCACUGCUCUUUCUGAUGCAUUGGGCGUGCCAAUCCGUGUUGUAUACCUUGACCAUAGCUCAUGUGAUACUGGUGGUGUUAGUGUGAAUCAUCAUGAUUUUGUUCCCGCUGGCAAUGAUCUGCUAACUGCUAGUGGCACCUCUGAGAAAGUUAGUCCGUUUAUUACCUUGCUAUAUCGUCCAGGUCACUAUGAUAUUCUCUACCCGAAGUGAUGUUCUCAACUCUUCCUGUAAGGCGACUGAAUGUCUGGGUUGGUGAUUGAGACGAUGAAGGCCAAAGCUCUUCUUCAUUUGGAGGAUGCAAUUCUGUUCCGUACUGUUAGAAAAAGUAUUUGUAAUCUGUUGUGUGGCCGUAGCACAACAUUGUGUGCGAAAGGAAAAAAACAGCACAGUUUAAACAAUCUUCAAGUGUAAGUGAGCAAGUCAUCGUCCAUAAGAAUUUGCAAAUUGAAAUGAACCUUUUCUCAUGUAAUGGAUGAGCUUGAAUGUUGCCUUUUAAGUCCACAACUUUUCAGGGAAUUCAAGGCCUUGGAUUUGGUACAUUCUGAUGGUAUUUGCAGAUUAAAAUUUUCAGUGGAGACGAUGAAAUUGCCUCGUACA